CGGGCGUGCCCCACUCUCGCGCCUGGCCGCAGGGCUGGAGCUCCACUUAGUCCCCGCGCGGCUGCGGUUGCCGUGGAAACGGCGGGAAGUAACAACCAGGCUCCCCGGGGCUGAGCGCGGCCCGCAGAGGGAAGCAGGCGGGGAGGGACAGCUGGGUCACCACGAUCCCAACAAGCCGCAGCCUCGAAGGUCCCCAGGAGGCGACCCGCGCCGCGAGGCCUCUGGGGCAGAGGCGGUGCCGGCCCGGUCCCCCGGGGAAGAUGAGCGACCCGGGCGCCAGGUCCAGCCACUUGUCGCAGCCGGUGGUGAAGAGCGUGUUCGUGUACCGCAACGGGGACCCGUUCUUCGCGGGGCGUCGCGUCGUCAUUCACGAGAAGAAGGUGUCCAGCUUCGACGUGUUUCUGAAGGAGGUGACGGGCGGCGUCCAGGCGCCCUUUGGGGCGGUCAGGAACAUCUAUACGCCACGCACCGGCCACCGCAUCCGCAGGCUGGACCAGAUCGAGAGCGGCGGCAACUACGUGGCGGGGGGCCAGGAGGCCUUCAAGAAGCUCAAUUACUUGGACAUAGGAGAAAUGAAGAAAAGAUCAAUGGAUGCUGUUAACACAGAGGUAAAACCAGUAAUCCACAGCAGGAUCAAUGUGUCAGCACGCUUUAGAAAACCACUCCAGGAACCCUGCACGAUCUUCUUGAUUGCUAAUGGAGACCUCAUAAGUCCCGUUUCUCGCCUCCUCAUCCCCAGAAAGGCCUUGAAUCAAUGGGAUCACGUACUACAAAUGGUCACAGAAAAAAUCACUCUCAGGAGCGGGGCUGUCCACAGACUUUAUACUUUAGAAGGAAAACUUGUUGAGAACGGGGCGGAGCUGGAGAACGGACAAUUUUAUGUGGCUGUUGGCAGAGAUAGGUUUAAGAAAUUGCCUUACAGUGAGUUACUUUUUGACAAGUCCACCAUGAGGAGGCCUUAUGGUCAGAAAGCUUCUUCAUUGCCUCCUAUUGUAGGAUCCAGGAAGUCUAAAGGGAGCGGAAAUGAUCGCCAGUCUAAGUCAACAAUCAGAUCCAGCGACAACUCAUCGCCUCAGCCUCUGAAGAGGAAAGGGAAAAAAGUUGAGGGGAAUUCAGAGAAACCCACAAAGGCGAAACAAAAUGUAAAGUUGAAGAAUUCGCAACAAACAAUUCUUAACAGUGAUGAAGGCAUUUUCAAAGCUGGAGCAGAGAGGUCUGAAAUGUGGGGAGCAGCAGAAGUCCAGGAAGAUGAAGAGACUCAGGUUGAGGUUCCAGUCGACCAGUUAUUUAUUUUGCUCUAUCAGAGGCCAGCAGAAAUAGUUGAUGAGGAAGAAGAUGAAGAGAAAGCAAACAUAGAUGCAGAGCAGAAAGAAGACUUUUCAGGGAUGAAUGGCGGAGCUGCAGAUGAAGGAGGCAGGGAUGCUGCUGAUACCCCUGAACACAGCGGGGAGAAGGCCAGUCCUGCCCAUGUAAAUGGAGGUACUGAUGAAGAAAAUGGAGAGGAGCUGGGCCAGGUUAAGAAUGAGCUUCAGUCAGCAGCAGAUGAGGAACAUAACUCUCCAGGAGCUGGCAGUGGACAGGAUGAGGCUGAUUUAGACCCUCAAGGACCACCAAGACCAGAAGUAAAAAUCACUAGUCCUCAAGAAAAUGAAAACAAUGAACAAAAUAAGGACUAUGCUGUUGUGGCAUAGAUGAUUUUUUAAAAGCAAGUAUAUGGAUUAUAAGAAAAAGGUUGCAAUACUUGAAUUAUAAGCACAGUCGUUGCUAAACAUAAUAUGACAAUAUGGAUGAAUACUGCUUAUUGAAUUUUAAAAAUAUAAGCCUGAGGGAAAGACUAGAUAACUUUUAGCAGCUACUAAGGGACAAUGUCUUAUUUUUGUGGCAUGUGUUUUUGAAAGUCACUUAGAAGAAUUAAAUAAGGAGGACAGAGAAGAACUUGCCUUGGAAGACAAUUGGUGACUUAUGUUUGUAAGCAUAAACGUAGGAUCAUUCUGAGUGCACCCUUUAUUAUAAAUUUAGAAGCAGGAUUAUUCAAUGUCAGCUUGUUGUAAAGUAUUUAUCCAAGAUAGCAUCGAAUUUAAAGAAUUGGUAAUAGGACAACAUGUAUUAUUUUCUUAAAGCAAUAAAUUUGAAUGAACAAAUUGCAGUUUGGUUUCAGAGCUAAUUUGGAGAUAGCAACAGAUUGAAAUGUUUCCAUAACUUAUCCACAUUCCUUUCCUCUUUUCUCCUUAGCCAAAAUCCACCUUGUGUGAACUAGAAAGACAAAGCAAAGCGCUCCUGUUGGCUAGAGGAACAUUCCUGCAGAGGACUAGUGACUAAUGUCAGGGGCUUUCCAGUUCCACCCCGUGACUGCAAGGGUGCACCCUCAGGAAACAGCAGUGAGGGAACACUCGGUCAUGACUGACUGGAUAGUUUGCAAAUUCUGGAACUCCUAUGGAUUUUCACAGAUGCAGUCUACUUGUACCAAUAAUUUUAGAAAGAGAAGCUUAAAGGGAAAGACUAGAUAACUUUAAACUAGAUAUCCGUUUUUUCUCCCUCAUGUUAUUAUAAUAGAAAACCUGAUACUGGUUAUUACAGGGGUUGAAUUCUUCCUAGUUUUUUUUUUUUUAAACAGAAAACAGUACAAUGUAAUAGGAAGGGGGAAAAGGCAGUAAGGAGUUUGUGACUGCUCAAUUUCACUUGCUUUUUGGUUUAUUUCUACGAGGGUUGUCCUAUGGUAUUUUUGCCUCUGGAGAUAGCAGCAUUUAUUUUCAUAGUUGGUUAUAUUUAGUCUUUCCAGCAGAUUCCUUCUUAUACAACUUAAAGCCAUCUGAUAGAAAUUGAAAAAAAUCUUUAAAAAUUGUCCUAAUGAAACCAGAUCCUGAUUGUCACUUUGUAGAUGGAUUAAUAAUUUACUUUUGCCUUGUGAGGUGUAUAUGGGAAAAACGUAAUUACAUUAGUUUGGUGAUUAUUAGUAGCUAUUAUGUCUUUCUCCCUCGAAUACAGAAAUGAUAUAUUUUUCUCACAUUAAAGAAUAUAUUUUUAAUUAUGUAGAGGUUGUAUGGAAAUUUUAACUUUUAGUGCUUUUAUAAGAUUUAUUAUUAAUCAUAAAUUUAAAAGAUUUAUCUUCCUCCAAGUUUUAUAACCAGAUUUUGGAAUCAAAAUAGUUGGUGGUUUUUUAAAGCACUUAAUACUAUAGAAAAUAGAUGUAUUUUUCCUAACAGCUAUUUUAAUAUUUUACACAAAUAGGAAGUAGGAAUAGAGAUUAUAAUGUAACAGUAUUUGAAAUGUGUAAUGACAUAAGGAUUUAUUAAUCUAGGAAAUAAAUUAUAAAUGAGCACUGUAGUUCUGGUGGGAAAUCUAGUCUCUGCUUUCUGCCAGCACACUUACAUUUUCAAAUGGACAACAGGAAGCACUGAAUACCACAAGCAAACAUCUCAUGUGGUACAAGAAAGAGACCAGCUGGGCUUUUAAUCUUAAAUUCCAGCGCAACUAUUAGUCUGUGGUUAGUGGUUUUAAAUAGUUUAUAAAAGUAAGUGGGUAAAUAUAAGGAAUUUUAGCCAAGUCUCCAGGUGAUUCUUUUUUCUUUCUUUAAUAGAGUUUCCUGCUCUUUCGCUUUUAUUCUUUCAUAAUUUCUCUUUUUUCCUACUUGUUCUUUUCUUCAUUGUACUAUGACUCUUAGGUUGUAAGGAACUCCUGAUGCAUUAUUUUAAUAAAGUACAACAUUGAUAGCUUACAGGAAAAUAAAGUUUGGAAUUUUCAGUAUACUUCAAGAAGUUAAUAGGCCACAAUAAUUGUAUCAACAAUUUUAAAUGAGGGUAUAAUAUUUUCUUGUUUGUACAUGUUUUAAUACUUGUUGAUGGGAUGAAAUUGUGACCUAUCAUGAGGGAAGGAAAAACAAUUUGCCACCUUAAAACAAGUUGCAGACAUAUUACUGAAACUAUGAAUAAAUGACAUAGGUAAUCCAAGAAAUCAUGUACAGAGAAUUAAAAUUGUGGACAUCACUUUGGAGAUGACUUUGAAAUAAAUAAUGAAAGCCAAUUCAUCUCCUAAAUGUGGCAGUUUUCUCUGCAGCAAUAGUGGUCUCUAUGGCACGCUAGGUGACAGAACUGGGGACCCUCUAUGUGAGCGAAUGGAAGAGAUCUUGGUUAGGCUUCAGGUAUUGUUUUAUAUAGAGAAGGUGCUAUGUAAAAACUUAGGUAGCUUUCAUGUAAUAACUAAUAUAAUGCUUUGAGACAUUAGUUCUUUGUGAUGUUGUAUACAUAGGUUUCCUAGUUUUAAUUUUGUGUAAUUACUUUAUUAAAUUUAUUUGGAUUUUUAAGGCACUUGUAAUCACCUGGCUUGUUAGCAGAAUGGAACAUUAGGAGUUUUUCAGAGCAAAUGAAAGAAGAUUGUGACUAAAGUCAUUUUCAGGCUGCAGAUGUUUCAUCUGGCUUAGCUUCUGUGAAAAUAGCUAUUGAGUGCCCAUUGACUUCUUGUUAUGAAAUAUGAUACCAUGACCAAGGAAAACUUUUACUCAUUGUUUUUCUCUGUGUUUAUAGAAUGACUUUUUAUUUAACAUUUUUCCCUUAGCAAUUUUUUAGGGAAUAUGAUAAAGGUAGGCUCAUAGGGAAGAGUACGAUCUUUCCUUGCCUCUUGCUUUAUUCUGAAGGUGAUCACUGUUGCCCUGGUGGGUAAAGAUAAGCCACCCCAUAUAUAUGGCUUAGAUCAGCCAGAUGUCAGUCAGUUGGACACCUGGACCAAUUAAUGGGAAGUUUAAUGUUAAUGCUUCCAAUGUAUAACUGAUAAACUAGCAUCUCAGAAUUUUCAUUGGAUGACCUGCUUAUACACAAAAGAUGAGAUUCAUUCACUUAGAAAAAUAAUUUGAAUAUUAUAACAACAGGAAGGGUUCCUUUUCUUAUUAAACAACUCUCCUAAAGAGUUAACUUCACAUUUGUUUGCUCAACAAGUAGCAAAAGCAAAGCUAAAUGUGUAGAUUAAUUGCUGAACAGAAAGCAUCACAUAUGAACCAUUGCCAAGUUGAACAGAAAUAUAAUACAUAGAUGGAUAUCCAGUACUUAUAUGGAAUGCACACACACACUUUAAAUAUUAAAAAUGCCUCCAUAGGCACAGAAUUAUUAAUAGAAUAUGGCUCUUUUGGUUGAGGUUGAAAGAAACAAUGUGUAAAAACAUGAGGCAAAAUGCUAACAACUGACAUAUAUCAUGGUGCUUUAAAUAUUGGUUCCCAAAGACCAAUAUUGAAUGAAGUCUCAUUAAAUAAUAGACAUACCUAUCUGGUUUCUCUGAGGUGGUUUCAGAGCAGUUUCUGCCACCUAUAGUAAUGCAUACCUUAGAUGCAGAAUAUUUCAUACCAACACAGGUCCUGUCAAAAGGUUAAUUACUGUUGUUGAAUGUGUGUGUGCAUGUCUUACUUGAAUGUAUCUGGUACUCCUUUUGGUACUAGGUACCCAGGUGCACCACAAAUAAAUUGAGUUGGCCCAUUAGUUUAUAUAAUAGUGUAGAAGCAUUUUAGCUUUCUUGUGUGAAUGCAGUGUCUUGGGCUGGAAUCAUUUUUUUAAGGUUAGCCUGUUUUUCAAAGGCAAUGAGUGCAUACAGUUCUUUGUUACUGAAUAGAAUUUUUAUAAAUCCCACAAGAUUUUUGCUUUAAGAACCUCUUGGUAUGUGGAUGGGUCCGCAGUUUGUUCUUCCCACGUGAAACUCUUACAGUUCUUCCCAUGAAGUUUGAGUGACAGAUGGAGAAUGAAAGAGGGUCCCUAUGUGUUGAUGAGGAAAAAAUUAUAUUGCUUUUGAUGAGGCAUAACAUCAGGAGGAGAUGGGGGAUUAGGAAAGAAUUAAAAAAUGUCUGGAUAACAAUAAAGAAUUUAUGAAAUCAGGAGGUAACUAAUGGAACUCCAUUGACUUAAGCCAACAAUGAUUUAGCUUUAAUCUGUGAAUGGGACCAAAUGAAUUCUCUGCAGUUUCAUCAACUUGAACCAUAUAGUUUAAUUGAGUGUUUCAGUUACUGUCACAAAUGUAAUGGCAUAUGGGAAAAGGGAAUGAUUGUAGUUGAUUUUAGAAGUUUGGAGAAAGCCUAUUUUGUUGUCUUGAUUCAUUGUUUGCCUUGUGUCUUAAAUCUUUAAUAUGUACAAUAAUAAUGUGCAAUUAUUGGUGUUAUAAGUGAAGAUUAAGUUGAGCUCAUUGUUUUUAUAGGAUUUGUUAUGUUCAGAAUGUCUGCUCAUAAAGAAAAUUGUGUUUUUAUCAAAUUAUGCGCAUUUAGGUUUUUACUUCUGUAUCACUGCAUGCUCUAAAACACAAAAGUUUAUUGUAUCUUGUGAGUAAAAAGAUCUGCAUUUUAUGUAAUUAAAAUGCACUUGGAUGGUUUAUGGUUUGUUUAUGAUGCUGUGUUGCUAAUAUUUCAUGUAUGAAUACUUUUCAUAGCAUUUCUCAUGAAUACAAUAGAAACAUUUGACAUACAGAAAUUUAGUGCAUUAAAAAAUACUUCUGCUUUUAUUUAGCAAAUAUUAAGCUUUAUCAUGUAUUUUUUACAGUUUCAUAUGCAUGUUGUUUAUUUGAUAAAAUUCAAAUAUAUUUAAACAUUAUUUCUUUUAUAAGAUAUACUCAGAGAAACACAGGUACAAAUUUUUAAGAUAAAUAAAAUAUUUUUAAAAAGAGACACUAGAUCAUACAUAUUACACACAUUUUGUAUACAUCCAUCCAUGGGAAUACACUACAAAAUUUACAAAGGAUUUGGCUAAAAUUCUGCUUCAGUUUGUGAAAUACUCACCUCUUUUACUGUAGUGAAUUCAAAUAGUUUUGUUUUCCCUUCCACGUUUGAGAAACAAAGCCAGUUAAACACAAAAUACACAUGUUCUGGGUCCUGUAACCAUGAAGAGUUCAUUAGCGGACCUCUUCUGAACAUGGCCAGUUUAUCUCUGUCAUUCCCAAAGAAUGAAAAGCAAACCUCUGCAAAGAAGGUGGCAUUUCCAUUGCCAGAGUCCAAUCUGUUUAGAUGACACAGUUAAUUGGCAUUUGGAACUUUCCACAACCAGUAAUGACUGUAAUUUCUAUAAGGUAUUGUAAAAUUGGAGCAUGCAUUUGUUAUUUUAGAUUUAUUUAUGAAAAUAAAAAUUCAGCUUUCUGUA
This is a messenger RNA of Heterocephalus glaber (naked mole-rat), 7100 nucleotides long. RefSeq names its product doublecortin domain containing 2 (gene Dcdc2). Gene Ontology annotation, cellular component: microtubule organizing center; kinocilium; microtubule. Gene Ontology annotation, biological process: regulation of cilium assembly; cilium assembly; neuron migration. Lineage: Eukaryota; Metazoa; Chordata; Mammalia; Rodentia; Bathyergidae. The record is from RefSeq and is a predicted model, not a curated record.